AUGGCCAUAUCUAUAAACGCUCUAUGUGGUCGAGAUAUGGUGACGGAGGAAGAGACGAACAACUCAAAGAAGGCAGCGUUUAUGGAGGAUUACGGAGCAAUAGAAAAUACGCGCGGCCGAGUCCUGCGCUUCCUAUAUACGGAAAGUUCGGGCACGAUUGCAUCGAUGGAUUUUCGAACUGGUGUGGAAACUGUGUCGCGCAGAACCACAUUGGGCUUCAAAACUGGUGUGAUCCAGCCCUUCAAAGAUGCUACAGCGCUGGACAGCAUGAAGACGCAAGUCACCCAUCUUGUCACCGCGCCCACCUCAUCCUACCUGUGCAUCGAGAACGCCCAGCUGGCCGUUAAUGGUCUGUUGGAGAAAGACGAAUUGAGGAUGCCCGAACAAACGCAAACCACUCGUCCGUCACAACGUGAACACCAGGACGUAGCGGAGGAGCUCCCAUCGGGGAAUGCUAUUGGAGGAAUUGAAAAUCCAGCGUUGGGCUGCUACAUAAUUGCAACUGCGCAUGCCAUUCGCGCAUGUACUACCGUAAGCAAGAUGCUUCAAGAAGCUGCCAGCAAGUGCGAGGAGGUUGAAAUGUGGAAAAGCUUCGGUGUAUUGGUGGCGAAACUAAAUGAGACAGAGGGCGGUACGGUGCCAGCCAGUUCAUCACCGCCGUAUUCGCAGAUAUGCGAAGAUCAGAAGUAA
Messenger RNA from Anisakis simplex (herring worm), 690 nucleotides. NCBI's taxonomy places the organism in Eukaryota, Metazoa, Nematoda, Chromadorea, Rhabditida, Anisakidae. The record is from the annotation of a GenBank genome assembly.